Molecule: messenger RNA, 3105 nt
Organism: Alosa sapidissima (American shad)
Lineage: Eukaryota; Metazoa; Chordata; Actinopteri; Clupeiformes; Clupeidae
Gene: ano10a
Product: anoctamin 10a
Exons: 14
Coding region: 157-2160 (667 amino acids)
Biological process (GO): chloride transmembrane transport
Cellular component (GO): plasma membrane
Molecular function (GO): chloride channel activity
Source: RefSeq, a predicted model, not a curated record
GUCUGAGUCAGUUCCACAUUAAGACAUCACAACUAAACGUAGCCUAUCCUUGCUUUCUCGAUCACAUAACAAAUGGACAGCUGUUAUUUUCUGUGAAAAGCUACUUCUCAGACUCCACACUUGUGGCGUUAAGGCACACGCACAGGGAGUGGGAAAAUGCAAAGUGGCUGGUCAGUUUCUGACAGUGAUGGGACAGCCUUUACCCCUAUGGUGGUCCUGGAGUUGGCUGAGGACACCAGAGAAGAGGCCAUCAAAUGGUUGCUAAGCAGGAUACGAGAUAAGGAGCAGAAUGGAGGGGCUGAGUUGUUGGUGGAGCAACUGCUCACCGGAGACCAUGAUGGUCAGAAGGGCAACCCCAACGUUUUCCUAGUUGGCUCCACCCUGAAGAGGCUGCUGCACGGAGCUGAGGAUGUAGGCCUCUUCAAGGAGUUCAAUGAUGACUCCAUGCGUGGCUUCACAUACACCAACAAAGACAACUUCAAAGACUUCCAAGGUGAUGGAGACGGCUUCUUGAGUGUGGCAGAAUGCCAGUACAUCAUCAAACACGAGCUGGACACUCUGAGAGCCAAAGAUGAAGCCAAUGUGCCUGGAUAUCCCAAAGCCAAGCUUUACCCUGGCAAAUCCAUUAUUCGCAGGUUACAAUCGAAAGGAAUUCUCUACCAGGUCUUCCCUCUCCAUGACAAAGAGGAACUCAAAAGACUUUCAUUUUCAUGGUAUCGAAAGGUCAAACUUUCAUUUCAACCUCUUAAUGAUAUCAGGCACUACUUUGGCGAGGGCCUGGCGCUCUACUUUGGCUUCUUGGAGUACUUCACCUUGGCCAUGCUGCCCAUGGCCCUCAUUGGCAUCCCGUACUACCUGUGGGACUGGGAGGAUUAUGACAAGUACGUGCUGUUUGCCGUUUUCAACCUGGUGUGGUCCACCGUCUUCCUCGAGGUGUGGAAACGCUUCAGUGCCACGCUGGCAUUCAGCUGGGGAACGCUGAGUCGCAAGAAGGCCUUCGAGGAGCCCCGGGCUGGCUUCCACGGCGUGCUGGGCUUCAACCCGGUCACCGGCCGCGAGGAACCCGUCUACCCCAACAGCAAGCGUCUGCUGAGGAUCUACCUGGUGUCCGUGCCCUUUGUGCUGCUGUGCCUCUACUUGUCCUUCUAUAUCAUGAUGAUCUACUUUGACAUGGAGAGCUGGGCGCUGGCUCUGUACGAGGUGGAGCCCAACUUCUGGACGGGUCUGUUCCUGUUUGUGCCCAGUAUCAUCUACGCAGUGGUCAUAGAGGUGUUGAACUUGCUCUACCGCUAUGCUGCAGAGUUCCUCACUGACUGGGAAAACCACAGACUGGAAACAUCAUAUCAGAAUCAUCUUGUGUUGAAAGUACUGGUGUUUAACUUCUUCAACUGCUUUGCAUCUCUCUUUUACAUCGCUUUUGUGAUGCAAGACAUGGUGCUCCUUCGCCAGAGCCUGGCCACGCUGCUCAUCACCUCCCAGAUCCUGAACCAGAUCAUGGAGGCCUUCCUGCCUUACUGGCUGCAGAGGCGACGCAACAAGAAGGCUCACAAGCGGCUGCACAGGGUCAUGGCAGACCAGGAGCUGCCCCUGGCACAGCAGGCCCAGCUGGAGUUGGACAUGAGCACAUAUCUGGGCACCUUUGAUGACUACCUGGAGCAGUUCCUUCUGUUUGGGUACGUGAGCCUGUUCUCAUGUGUCUACCCGUUGGCUGCGGUGCUGGUGGUGCUGAAUAAUAUCACAGAGGUCUACUCGGAUGCCUUCAAGAUGUGUCAUGUCUUCAAGAGGCCUUUUGCAGAGCCCGCCUCAAACAUCGGAGUGUGGCAGCUGGCAUUUGAGACGAUGAGUGUGAUUGCCGUGGUGACCAACUGUGCCUUGAUUGGUCUGUCUCCACAAGUGAAGGCCUACUUCCUGGAGUCUGACACCCAACUUAUUCUUCUGGUUGUGUGUGUCGAGCAUAUCCUCCUGGCUUUUAAAUUCAUCCUGGCCUUCGUGAUCCCAGACGUCCCCAAGCACAUCCAAAACAAGCUGGCCCGCCUGGAGUUUGAGUCCUUGGAGGCGUUCAAGAAAAAAAUGCGAUCCCGUUCCCACCGAAAAUCUUGGAGACCUCUGGGAUCCCCAACAAACACUGAGGAGAAAAGAGAUCGCCAACACAGACACUGAAGCCGAAGCUCUUCCUUGAAAUAUUAGACAACAGUGGAAGGUGUUUACAAUACAUAUUGGACAGAAUGCGCUCCUUGGCCGAACACGCUGUGCUGCACUGGCUUGUCGUCACAGCUUCUGACUGUUACUGAACCUUGCUAUAAUCCAGAGGCCUUCACCUUCUGCAGAAAUUUGUUUUGUAGAUAAGUUAUUCAGUCUGUUGAAUUGCACAGCUCAAGCACCAUGGAUGAGGUGGAGCGUCUUUGAUCUAAAAUCUGUAAGGGUAUUUUUUGUUGCAAAUGCCAGGGUCAGCUCCUAUUAUGGCUAUGUAAUGUCCUUAAGGCACACGGUUUGAAUGGUCCACACGACUAGCUGCAUUAAUGUACCAUCUUGUUCUUUUCUAAAUAUGGAUACCAUCAAAUGAAAUUCCUUCAAAAAUAGAAUGAAUAACCCUUUAUCUCCCUCUCCAGACAUCAUGGUCAUCUUUACUGUGGGUUUGAAAUCUCCAUAUCAGAAGUGGUCCUCUAAAUAUAGGCCUUUGUAGACAAAACAAAAAACCCAAUGCAUAAGCCAAUACCUCAGGAACACUGACACAUCAGCACUUCUGUAGGCCUGCACUGGAAUGGCUUCACCAUUAUCCCAAAAAGCAUUACAUAUCAGCAGCUUAUUCUCCUACCGGCAAUUCAAAAUAUAUCAAUAUUUAAAUGGUUUGUGGUUAAUUGAGCAACGGAAUAUACUAUUGUUGCAAUCUGACAAGAAAUUACUUAAUCAUUUAUUUAUUUUUAGAACUUAUACUCAAAUGUCAUGCAAUGCCUUUAAAUGUCACCAUAUCAAGUGCUACAGUAUUAUGGCCCUCGCGCAUCGCGUUGGAUAUCACAUUCGUCACAGAACUUGAUGCCGAGUUAUACGUGUUCUUCCUUCCUGGGAAUAAAUGUAUAAGAGGCAAUACAUGUGUUGGUGCUCUGA